UUUCGCAAUGUGGCGCACUGUCACUAUCGGCACCGCGUUACUCGCGGCAGCAGCGCUGCUGAUGGCAUCGCGCAACGCGCACAAACCCGCCGUCGCGAACAAAUCCUCGCUCCUCUCCCGGCGGCUGUCAACGACCGCUGAGCCAGCGUUUGAGCCGCUCUGCUCAGUCGACUGGAAGCGCUCCAAAUGCAUGCGCGGCGAGAAGGUCCUGCCGUGCCCCGAGAGGCCGCACUCGGGAGCGACGCCGAUCGGGACCGGGGCGUGGGAGCUGACCGAGACCUACACCUACUUUCUCGACCGCGGCCUCACCGCCGCCAUCGCCCACCUCGUUGACGGCGGCUCGGUCCUCGAGUUUGGCGCAGGCGAUUCUUUUGAGACCAUUCCGUAGACACUUCAUCUCGCUACCACCACCACCACCCGCCACGCACUCGCCGCCGCGGCCGGUCCCUGCUGCGUGGUAGGUACAUCCCGGGAGGCAAACUCAGGGCGAGGGACUGCACGCCCACGACACGCCCAUGACAUGUCCACGACACGUCCACAUGCGCAUGCACAUGUGACAUGACACACCCAUGACAUUUCCUUUUGACCCCCGGCAGGCAAGGCUCGCCGCAGGUUGCUGCGCUGACGCGAGGGCGCGGUGGCGGUAGAUGCGCACCACGCGCACCCGCGCGCACCCGCACAGUCGAGAGGAGACGGAUGGCGGCAGUCGGGGGAGGAGGCAUCGCCGGGUCUGAUGGCAGGGUCUGGCCUCACGGCCCAGUCU
Molecule: messenger RNA, 763 nt
Organism: Emiliania huxleyi CCMP1516
Lineage: Eukaryota; Haptophyta; Isochrysidales; Noelaerhabdaceae
Exons: 4
Coding region: 8-388 (126 amino acids)
Source: RefSeq, a predicted model, not a curated record